This is a messenger RNA of Tilletiaria anomala UBC 951, 2174 nucleotides long. RefSeq lists its product as uncharacterized. Gene Ontology annotation, biological process: amino acid transmembrane transport. Lineage: Eukaryota; Fungi; Basidiomycota; Exobasidiomycetes; Georgefischeriales; Tilletiariaceae. Bases 195 to 2174 code for a protein of 659 amino acids. Gene Ontology annotation, cellular component: endoplasmic reticulum. Gene Ontology annotation, molecular function: amino acid transmembrane transporter activity. The record is from RefSeq and is a predicted model, not a curated record. The transcript has 3 exons.
CCGACAUUGAAACGAUAAGAGCAUAUGGAAAGUCAUGGGCUGAACGACUUGCGUGUCCAUUGGCGACAAGCUAGGUUGGCAUUGUUCCAUGCUGCUGACUUGGCUCCAACUUCACUGCCAUCCAGUAGCGCUGCAUUCGGCAAACCUCGCGUCGGUCUUAACAGGGUGCGCCCAGGUUGCGACACCUAAUCGCCAUGAAGCUCGAGACACAGGUCUUGUUCGCACUCGAUGACGAUGAUGGUGAGACCGGUGCAGCGCAUGAUGCUUGGGCAGGUCGUUCGUCGACGUCCGAAUCUGUGUCUGAUGCGAGGCCAUCGGACGGCGGAGCACCUCCUGUUAGUGCCGGGGCGGCACGAUACGGCACAGGGCUUAAAUCGACGGCAUCUUCACGUGAAGCACAAUUCGACCUUGACUCAGACGAGCUGGACGAUGCAGACCCGCUGUCAUUUCAUCCCCUCGAUGCGGCUUCGGCUGUUCUAGGAGGCAAUCGCGAGGGCAGGCAAAUAAGUACCUCAAUACCGCUCAUCGACCGAAUACCAGAUCGUCUGCAAUUGAGCAUGGAUGGUCUGGGUACCCCGAUCCGAGAAGGGCUACGCGUUGCUAGCAGGGCGGUGCCUGGCUGGGACGGCGAGGGCCUGCCAGAUUGGCUCAAAAGAGGGGCAGGGACAUUCGAUGGAACGGUAAACAUGGCAAACUCGAUUCUGGGUGCCGGGAUAGUCGGUCUGCCAUACUCGAUGCGAGAAUCAGGAUUCGUCGCAGGAGUCGUGCUCCUUAUUGGGCUAUCUUUCUUGACAGACUGGACGAUUCGACUGAUCGUUCUCAACGCCAAGCUGAGCGGGCGGCAGACCUACAUUGAAAUUAUGGAGCACUGCUUUGGCGGCAAUGGCAAAGCGGCCGUUUCCAUUUUCCAAUUCGCAUUUGCCUUUGGAGGCAUGUGCGCUUUCUGUGUUGUCAUUGGCGACACCAUUCCGCACGUCAUCGCAAGUGUCUUUCCCUCGCUGGAAGGCUCCUUCCUGGCCAACCGACAGUUCGUCAUCACCGCCUGCACGCUCGGCAUCAGUUACCCACUGUCUCUGUAUCGCAACAUCGAGAGUCUGAGCAAAGCCAGCGCUUUUGCCCUCGUCAGCAUGGUCCUCAUCAUUCUCACAGUCAUCAUCCGCGGGCCAGCCAUGCCUGCAGAGCUCACAGGUGACCCUAGCUUGCGCUUCACGAUUGUCUUUCCAAGUAAAAUCAUUCGCAGUAUCGCCGUCAUCAGUUUUGCAUUCGUCUGCCACCAUAACUCCUUGCUCAUCUACGGGAGUCUGAAGGAACCGUCCAUGGACAAGUUUGGCAAGGUGACACACUACUCGACGCUUAUCGCUGGCGUCGCAGCAACGUCCAUGUCGAUCGCAGGGUAUUGGUCAUUCGAGGACAAGACGCUCGCAAACAUUUUGAACAACUUUCCUGCCUCGGACACGAUGGUCAACUUUGCAAGGUUUUGCUUUGGUGCAAACAUGCUGACAACAUUCCCUUUGGAAUGUCUGGUGUGCCGCGAGGUGCUCGAAACCUACUUUUUCGCUGGAGAGUUCGACCAGCAACGUCACCUGAUUUUCACUUCAGCGCUUGUAGUCUCGAGCCUGAUCGUCAGCCUCAUGACGUGCGAUCUCGGCAUCGUUCUGGAGCUCACUGGCGGACUCAGCGCUACAGUACUAGCAUAUAUUUUCCCAGCGUUGUGUUACCUCAAGCUCAGCAACGACGCACACAAACAUGGCUUAGAGAGGCCUUUCACUAUACCAAAUCACCUCACAAGUGCCUCAAGCAACGGGUCCGCGAUGCCAUCGCCCAACGGCCGGCUGGGGCGCUCUGAUGGCUAUCAGCCGGCUUCCACGUAUGACGACGAGGACCGGGGUAUUGGCAGAGUAGACGACAUGGAAGGAGGGGCAGCAGCAGGGGGUGCAGGCGCCGAUCCAGACGAUACCAGCGUUGUAGAGGAUGUAGAUGAAGUCGAGCUGCCACUGCGGCCAGGAGCGAACAUCCGACACCGGCCUGCAGCGCAGCCACGCCGCUGGUGGGAGUCCACCAAGCCGCUUGCAGCUGUCACUGCACUAUUCGGCGUCGUCGUCCUCAUCGUAUCGGUUGUCACUGCGCUACGAGACGCGGCGAGCGGACGCGGGGGUGCCACGCAUCAGUGCUGA